CCCAACCCUAACCCCACACCCCCAAUCACAGUUCCAACCCAGCACCGGAGACCCGGGUUCCAUCCCAACCACGCGUGCUGUCUGUGUGGAGUUUGCACGUUCUCCCCGUGACCUGCGUGGGGUUUUUUUUCCCGGCUGCUCGGGUUUCCUCCCACACCCCAAAGACGUGCAGGUGUGUAGGUUAAUGGGCCCUCUGUUAAAUUGCCCCCAAUGUGUAGGGAGUGGGUGAGAAAGUGGGAUAACAGAGCAGUACUGUGUCUUUGGUCAGCACAGAUUCUGUGGGCCGAAGGGCCUGUUUCCACGCCGUAUCACUAAACUCAACCAAACUAACCAACCCUCUCCCCUGAGACUUCCAUGCACCACUUCCCUGAAUAGGGAGCAAUCUGGGCGAUUGAAGGUUACAGCGUGGGAACAAGCAUUGUUUAAAUAUUUGCUUCAAUCAGCUCCAACAUGCAUUGGGGGUUGGUAAAGCACUGCUUGAAAGCCUCUUCUGUAGUCAGUCGCGGACCAUUCGCAGUUAAAUGUGAGCAGCGUUGUUGCCCGGUCGGCCCCUUCAACAUGCGCUGCCAUCAGCUGCCCCUCGCCAGGAACAUUGCCCUGUCUGCAGCGCUCGGUGCCCGACACCCCGGCACUCCUCUAACAGCAGUCACCUGCCCGACCAGCACAGCUUCACACCAUGAGCUUUACUUGCACAAACCCGUGAUGGUUAAAGAGAUUGUUCAGCACCUAUCACCGAAACCAGGGCAGGUAUUUCUAGAUAUGACUUUUGGAGCAGGAGGCCAUACAAAGGCAAUCCUUUCCCAAGCUCCUGACAUCUCCGUCUUUGCCCUUGAUAGAGAUCCAGUGGCAUAUGGAAUUGCUCAACAAGUUUCAGAAACGUAUCAUGGAAGGAUUCAACCCCUUCUCGGGAGGUUCAGCCAGCUGGCAGACUUGUUAGCGGCAUCUGGAGUGGAGGCCAAUACGUUUGAUGGGAUUGUUAUUGACGCAGGCUGCUCCUCCAUGCAGUUUGACACACCAUGUCGUGGCUUUGCUUUGAGCCAGGAUGGCCCUCUCGACAUGAGAAUGGAUGGGAACAGGUACCCCGACAUGCCCAGCGCAGCUGACGUGGUGAAUGCCUUAGAUCAACACUCACUUGCGUCCAUCUUACGGAUCUAUGGAGAGGAGAGGCACGCAAAGAAAAUAGCUGCAGCAGUUGUACAGGCACGCAGUAUCUAUCCCAUCACCCGCACUCAGCAGCUCGCCGGUAUAGUUGCAGGGGCAUUUCCAGGUGCAGCAACGUACGCACGUAAAGACCUGCUUCAUCGCUCGGCACACGUGGCGACCAAAACCUUCCAGGCUCUGCGAAUCUUCGUCAACGACGAAUUGAAUGAAUUGCUCCAAGGGCUGAAGGCAGCCGACACGUUCCUGAAAGCCCGCGGCUGCCUGGUCGCAUUGACGUUCCACUCACUCGAGGACCGCGUGGUCAAACGUUUCCUGCACAACAUCGAUUUUUCCGAGAGCCCCAACCUAAGCGCCAGGCAGAAGAUCCGGCAAGGGCUUAGGAAGGAGAAGGAUAAUGUUGGAACCUGCCUCCCGCAGAUGAAAGCUUUGGGCUGGUCUAGCAUCCAGAAGAAAGUAUUGACUCCCGACUCGGAGGAAAUCCAGGAAAAUCCUCGCGGGCGGUCGGCAAAGCUCCGAGCUGCCAUUAAACUAUGAACCUUACCCGUAUCAUGUCUCUAUCUCCCUUUCCCUCAAUCCCAGUCUGAAAAAGGGUUCCGAACCAAAACGUCACCCAUUCCUUCACUCCAGAGAUGCUGCCUGUCCCGCUGAGUUACUCCAGCAUUUUGUGUCUAUCUUCAGUGUAAACAGCAUCUGCAGUUCCAUUCCACACAUCAAACCAUGAAAACAGAGCCGAUGAAGGAAUGCAUGAUGAAAUUUGAUUUGCUGGAAUCUUUGUAAACUGUAAUGAAACAACUAAUAAAUAAGAAUAUUACCUCAUGGUCAGUGAUACGAAAUUCAAAUAUAAAGGUGAGAUGUAGUCUGGUGAACCUUCUCUGCACUCCUUCUAUGGCAAGAAUGUCUUUCCUCAGAUUAGGAGACCAAAACUGUACGCAAUACUCCAGAUGUGGUCUCACCAAGACCCUGUACAAUUGCAGUAGAACCUCCCUGCUCCUAUACUCAAAUCCUUUUGCUAUGAAUGCUAACAUACCAUUCGCCUUCUUCACUGCCUGCUGCACCUGCAUGCCUACUUUCAAUGACUGGUGUACCAUGACACCCAGGUCUCGUUGCAUCUCCCCCUUUCCUAAUAUGCCACCAUUCAGAUAAUAGUCUACUUUCCUGUUUUUGCCACCAAAGUGGAUAACCUCACAUUUAUCCACAUUAUACUGCAUCUGCCAUGCAUUUGCCCACUCACCCAGCCUAUCCAUGUCACCUUGCAGCCUCCGAGCAUCCUCCUCACAGCUAACACUGCCCCCCAGCUUCGUGUCAUCCGCAAACUUGGGGAUGUUGCAUUCAAUUCCCUCGUCCAAAUCAUUAAUAUAUAUUGUAAAUAACUGGGGUCCCAGCACUGAGCCUUGCGGUACCCCACUAGUCACUGUCUGCCAUUGUGAAAAGGACCCGUUUAAUCCUACUCUUUGCUUCCUGUCUGCCAGCCAGUUCUCGAUCCACAUCAAUACUGAACC
Molecule: messenger RNA, 2660 nt
Organism: Leucoraja erinaceus (little skate)
Lineage: Eukaryota; Metazoa; Chordata; Chondrichthyes; Rajiformes; Rajidae
Gene: mettl15
Product: methyltransferase like 15
Biological process (GO): rRNA base methylation
Molecular function (GO): rRNA (cytosine-N4-)-methyltransferase activity
Source: RefSeq, a predicted model, not a curated record